CGCCGCCGCACCGGCGCCCCUGCGCAUGAGCGCAGCGCUCUCCUCUCCGCCCCGCCCCUGUCCCAGCCUCCCUCGCGGCGGGCGGGCGCGCGGCGGGUGAAGGGGCGGGGCGGGCCCGAGUCGAUGGCGGUGGCGGCUUUCUGAGCCCGGCCCGGCAGCACCGGCACCGGCACCGGCACCGCCAUGCACAGCCUGACCGCAACCGCGCCUGUGCCAACAGCGCUGGCUCAGGUUGACCGUGAAAAGAUCUACCAGUGGAUCAAUGAGCUGUCCAGCCCUGAGACGCGGGAGAACGCGCUGCUGGAGCUGAGCAAGAAGCGCGAGUCCGUGCCUGACCUUGCCCCGAUGCUGUGGCACUCAUUUGGCACAAUCGCAGCGCUCCUUCAGGAAAUUGUAAACAUUUAUCCAUCAAUAAACCCUCCAACUUUGACAGCCCAUCAGUCCAACAGAGUCUGCAAUGCUUUAGCUCUGCUGCAGUGUGUUGCAUCGCAUCCUGAGACAAGGUCAGCUUUUCUGGCAGCUCAUAUCCCUCUCUUCCUGUACCCCUUCUUGCACACGGUGAGCAAGACACGUCCGUUUGAGUACUUGCGGCUCACGAGCCUCGGAGUGAUUGGGGCCUUGGUGAAAACUGAUGAGCAAGAAGUGAUAAAUUUUUUGUUGACAACAGAAAUUAUCCCCUUGUGCUUGCGCAUCAUGGAGUCUGGCAGCGAACUCUCCAAAACAGUUGCUACGUUCAUUCUUCAGAAAAUUCUCCUGGAUGACACAGGGCUGGCAUAUAUCUGUCAGACUUACGAGCGGUUUUCCCAUGUUGCCAUGAUAUUGGGUAAAAUGGUCCUGCAGCUCUCCAAGGAGCCGUCGGCACGGCUACUGAAACAUGUUGUCCGCUGCUACCUUCGCCUUUCUGAUAACCCCAGAUGUAGGGCACGUGAAGCUCUCAGACAGUGCCUUCCUGACCAACUGAAGGAUACCACCUUCGCCCAGGUCCUGAAGGAUGACACGACCACAAAGCGCUGGCUAGCUCAGCUCGUCAAGAACCUGCAAGAAGGUCAAGUCACUGACCCACGGGGCAUCCCUCUUCCUCCGCAAUGACUGCUGAGGGAGGUGGGGGACCAGGGAAGAAACAGCUCAGGUUUACAAAGAACCAGGAACAGGUGACCUCUUCUGCAACAAACUGGGCACGCCAGCUGGCUGCCGGCCUGCCUGACCAUCCCACCCAGCCAAAAGGCUGCUCUGCAGCAGUGCAGCAUGCCUCCGGAGAUCGCAACACCAGCAAAUGAUGAUACUACAACUUCAAAAAAACAAAUCGAUAAAACCAAUCUGUAAAGAUCCCCAUCUCUCCAGGAGGCUUGGCUGGCAUCUCCCCACUGCCAGACAGCAGGUAGUGGAUGUCCGCUCUUCCAGCUAGCUCAGCCUCCGCCCAAGCGGUGCGUGACACGGAGUGUGUGCGCCAUGUCCCUCUAGUUCCUUGUCACUUCUUGUUUACACGUCUGUUCAAGUGAGUGAGCUGAAUAAAAGCUGAUCCAGUUGUUUUAUCCCCUCCUAAGACUGCUCCUCAGCUGCAGGUAGCCUGGGGACAGCUUUCUUCCCUGCCAGUGUAUCCUUACUCCUGGCUCUGAUCCAGCUGGCACAGCGAGCUUCUCCCUUUCCUUUGGUGUGGAGGCAGUGGCUGGAGCUGGGCUUGCCCCAAGAGGAGAGGUGGAUUACUUGUGAUGAACCCACCCGUCGUAAGCUCGCUUCCCAGGGCUCUGGGGGAGGAGAAGACGGCAGGACUGUGGCUCUUGUGCUGUAAAUAGCAUGCUCUGGCAGCUAACCAGUGGCCAGACGCUGAUGUGUGCUGGCUUCCCAUCUAGCCCAGCUCAGGCCUGGCGGGGCCACUGGCUGGCUCGUCAAGCAGAGCUGAGUGUUAGGGAACCUGCCUUGUGGGGGUGGGCAGGCCAUCCACCGAUUAUCCUGUGCUGUGCGACAGCUGGGAGUGACAUCCUGCGGGCUCCAGGUAUGACAGCUGCUGCAUCCCCCGCUGCCUGCCAGGUGCCUCUCAGUCCUGGGUCCCCCUCCCUUUUCCCCCCUCCAGCUCAUCUUUGCCAGCUGUCCGCAUCCGUUUCAGCUCUCAGACCUGCCUUGGCGCCUGCCUCUGCCCCACCGCAAUUAAACAGGACCAGCAGCCGCUUACCUGCCCUCCCUGUGCCAAGGCGUUAGUGUGGCCACGGUGGGCGCUCCGAUGCAGAUGAGCUCCCGGGCUCUGCUGCAGCAGAGCCAGCGCUUGGCUGCAGGCAAGCCUGGGCAGCUACUUGAUGCCUCCCCCCUCCUCGAGUGGCCCAUUUUGCUGAUUAUCUGCGAUGUUGUGCCAACGGUGUCUUAAAUCUCCUUUCCCUUCCCUCCUCCCCUCUCAGCCUUGCGUAACAAGGGCAGAGCACAAGGGCAGAGCACAGCCUCUUCCUUGCCCCCAGGGUCCUGUAAAACCAUUGCCUUCUCUCUUCUCUCCACUCUGACCUUGACAGGGUGUGCAAAUGCUUCUGUUUGGUUGGUUUGGGUUUUGGCUUUUUUUUUGUAAGUUCAGAUUAAUAAAUAAUAAAACCCCAGCCAGCACA
This is a messenger RNA of Columba livia (rock pigeon), 2588 nucleotides long. It is a transcript of the gene CNOT9, whose product is annotated as CCR4-NOT transcription complex subunit 9. Bases 184 to 1089 code for a protein of 301 amino acids. The transcript is spliced from 8 exons. The record is from RefSeq and is a predicted model, not a curated record. Gene Ontology annotation, biological process: negative regulation of translation; mRNA catabolic process. NCBI's taxonomy places the organism in Eukaryota, Metazoa, Chordata, Aves, Columbiformes, Columbidae. Gene Ontology annotation, cellular component: CCR4-NOT core complex; CCR4-NOT complex; P-body.